This is a messenger RNA of Thecamonas trahens ATCC 50062, 1639 nucleotides long. RefSeq lists its product as uncharacterized. The coding region runs from base 1 to 1527 and encodes 508 amino acids. The transcript is spliced from 2 exons. The record is from RefSeq and is a predicted model, not a curated record. Lineage: Eukaryota; Apusomonadida; Apusomonadidae. Gene Ontology annotation, molecular function: protein binding.
AUGGGCGGAUUUGGCGCCAAAGUGGCAGGCAGAGUCGGUUUCUCGAACGAACCGAGCGACACGUGCCGAGAGGAGCAGAUGAACGACCCGUCUGGGCUGGAUGAGCUUAAGUCGAUGGUGACUACGUCGCUUGCCGCCAAGGGUGUCCUCGCCUCGCUCCGGGCCCAACUACGGGCGGCUGUGUAUGAAGCUCUGGACGAGGCUGACGGCGGUGCUGGUGGCUCUUCUGGAGCUGCGCUGGUAGCUACCUGUGAAGACCAUGUCCUCCUCCUCUCCCUUGUCGCAGACUAUCUCCACAGUGCUGGUCUCAAGUACUCGGCUUCAGUCCUCAUCGCUGAAGCCGGUAUCGAUGCCCGCCCCGACCCGCUCCCGCGCGCAGCCGCUCUUGCGGCUGCCCUGGAUCUUCCGCACCCACAGGGCCAAGAGCCUGUCUUAGCCACACUCAUCCGAACCGCAAAGGCUUUGCCUGCGUCGCUCCAGUCUGCUCAGCCCGAGAGUCACUCUCGCGAUCAGUCGCCGCCGCGCGCCGCAGACUCCCACUCCUCCCCGGCCCCUAGCUCGCCGAAGGCGGCAUCCUCGCCCGCAACCGCAUACAUGCCGACUUAUGGCUCCAACAGCUCUUUUGUUGAGUCAUUCGAUGAGUCGAUUCCCGAAUCUGUACCCGAGGAGGUCGAGGAGAUGCUCGAUACCUCGCUGGUCGAGUCGAUCGACGACGACGACGAUGGCGGCGACGUGCUCGACCUACUCCCACAGGGCCGGCCCACUUUGUCGUACGGCUCACGUCCUGUGGCAGGUGCUGGGUUGAACUCUCGUCCAAGGCCGACCACACAGUCGUCUGUUGUGAUGUUUGGCGACGACGACUCGUUUACCGAGUCUGUGCCCGAGGAGGAGCUGAUUGAGGAGGAGACGCCUGCUGCUGUUCCCGCUCUUGCAGCAGCAAUGACGCCCCCAGCGCAUCGGGGCGGCGCCGUGGCAUCUGGAGGGCUGUUUGGAAGUGGAGGCGGUGGACUCGGCGACGCACCACCGCUCGGGCGGCCUGCCUCGUCACACGGACGGUCCGGGCUUCCACCGCUUGGAGGCCGGCUGCCAACCCUUGACUCGAACGCGCGUGAUCAGAUGGCGCGCGAUCUGCUGGGAGACGACUUUGAGGGCGAUUCUAUCGACGUGGGAGACGAGACCGAUGACGACAUGGCGCAUCUGGCGUACCUCAACUCGCUGGAGACCCAGCUGCGCAAGCCGGUAGUGCGCGGCGCACCGGGCGCCAAGACCCAGGCCAAGGCUUCUGUAGUCACCGCCAAUCCGUACCUUCAUGAUGCGUUUGAGAGCGACGACGAUGACGGCGGCAUGUUUGGCGGGCGCGAUCUCGACGACGACGACGACGACUUUGACGACGACUUUGACGACUCGGACCUCGAUGCGCCGAUUGUCGACCCGCACCGCAACGACUUUGGCUCGCUCGCCACCUCUGACCGAUCCGCCUCUCCGCUCGACGUUCGUGACUUUGACUAUGUGGAGUCUGUUCUUUAGCCUUUACGAUACAGAAUGGACAGUUUUGUCCAUCACACAAGCCGCGCUCCGCGACGCUCACAGACGUCGCGACGUCCAUCAACCGCGGUAAAAGAGUAGUACAAUGUGUCAA